UAGCCUAAAAGUCCUGAGAUAAACAUUAAUCUGCGUUGUGGUCUAUCUACAGUGUUGCUUGAAAUAUUGUAAUAAAAUUUAAAAUGCCUGCUUCUUAUUUUAGCGUUUAUGAAAAAUUCUGUUAAUUUUGCGUAAAAAGUAUAUUUCCAAUAUGUAAAAAGCGCGUUUCCGAUUCAGUUUUCACCAUAGCCAUGGCAGGAAAAUUGGAAAUAAAGUGGUCCUUAAGCCCGAGGAAAUUUUUAAGUUGGGGCGCAGACAAUAUUUAUCUGUACGAAGUCAAACCGUUGCAAGAAUCGUCACCCCACGCCAUAAAGUUAUCAAAUAUUUACUGCGCCGACGUCAUUGCCUGCUUCAGUAGCCAACACUACCUCAAGUGCCUGGACAUUUACCCAAAGAGCGACAAAGAUUUGCUCCUCGCCAUAGGAUUGGCCAACGGAAAAAUAACAUUGACCAAUUUCGGCAACUUGGAAUGGGACGCCAAAGGUUUCCCGGGCAGAGAGCUGGUGCCCAAAUACGCGAGACAGUGCAACGCGGUCCUUUUCAACCCCGUGGAGCACAAUUUCCUCGCCUCCGGCUUGGACAAAUACAAACCCGACUGUUCGAUAAUGAUUUGGGACAUAAGCCAUCUGUCGACAUUCUACGAUUACCAGAGGAGUUAUUCGUCGGGGCCCGACCAACCCGUCUCGGCCGUCGAGUUUCCCAAACCGUUGUGGGAGUUUGGGUCGUCGGAGUCUUGUCAAAACCUCGCGUGGUUUUAUAACAACAGCAAAGUGUUGGCGACGGGCAUGAACAUGAAACACAUAAGGCUGUUCGACAUAAGGGACUGUUCGAAAAUGGUAAGUUCCACCCUAACCAAGGCGGCUUGCGGCGUCUGCACCAAUCCCCUGGACGACCGGUACCUGGCCUCUUACUACGAGAACCAGAUAUUCGUAUGGGACACCAGGAGCAUAGAAAAACCGACGGUCAUCUUGCAACAGGCGAAACCAGUGCUGAAAAUUGGAUGGUGCCCCACCAAGAGCAACCUGCUGACUUCGUUGCAACGGGAAAGCGGACUGCUGACCCUGUACGAUAUUCAGCAUCCGAUCGUGGGCAAUGAAGAGGUCGAGCCCACCGUCAUGGAGAGGUUCGUCAACCCCGCCCCCCUUCAGCAGAUUGCUUCGUUCUCGUGGCACCCGACUGAAGAGAACCGAAUACUUACGAUCGCAUCUUUGGACGCCAUCACCGAUUGCAGCGUCUUCGACCGUAUCACGCUGAAUUGUUCGCCGUUGUCCCAGUUGGUGUGGUCUUGCGAUCGAAGGGUGCUGAAGAGCGUCGACGUCAGAAGUUUACCGAACGCCGUCGACAUCUCGCACAGGAUGCGGGAACGUGCCAAAGCGAAGUACGGUUUGGAGUACGACCUGUACAAAAACGCGGACAUGGUCAAAUCCGACGAGAUCCUUUCCAACGUGUGGAACUGGCUGCACCUCAGCUCGAAGCUGAGCGCAGACGGACGUUUGGGCCCGACCGGAAAACAUCCCGGAGUUUUUUCGGUGCUGAGGCUCGACUCGGAGUCGAGUCCGUCGGAAAGCGUCACGGUCACGUGGGCCGAACUCGGCCACGCCCAUUGCGGCGGAUCCGCGGUGUAUUUCAGACACGACGAUCGCAAUAGGGCGUUGCAACUGUGCAGCUGGCCGGCAGAUCGUAACAGCGCGCACCUCGCGACCUUCGCGGAUAAACUGGAAAAAGAGGGGGCGUACACGCGAGCGGCCGCCAUCGCGGUAUUCCGCCUCAACAUCAAGCUGGCCAUAGAGGUGUUAAACCGCGCGCCGAAAAGCAGCGCAUACGGCGUCAGUCUCAACGUGGUCGCGAUGGCCUUGGCCGGUUUCUCGGACGAUCCGACCAGCGUGUGGCGCACCUUCUGCGCAUCCGCCAAGACGAAACUGAACGAUCCCUACCUGAAAACGAUGUUCGGUUUUUUGACGGCCAACGGCGACUACGAUUACGUUUUGAAUGAGAAGGGCAUAGCGGUAGACGACAGGGUGGCCUUCGCUUGCGUUUACUUGCCGGACGCAAAAUUGCUGGACUAUUUGAAGAAGUUGUGUCAGGAGCUGGCCGAGCAAGGCAAUUUGGACGGCCUGCUGCUGACAGGGAACUGCGGCCAGGGCCUGAACAUUUUGCAGAAAUACCUAGACGUGACCGGCGACGUUCAGUCGACGGCGCUGAUCGCCGUCAGAGCUUUCCACGCCGAACUGUCGACGCCCCCCGUCCAAAACUGGAUCGCCAACUACCAAAUCCUGUUGAACGUGUGGAAGCUAUGGUUCGAACGGGCCGAGUUCGAUCUCAUGGUGAUGAAGUACAGCAACGAGAAACCGUCUCAGCAGAUUUACAUAUCUUGCAAUUACUGCGGCAAAAGUAUCUCCGCCCACCUAAGGAACCUCCGCAGGGAGCAGUACACCAGGAUAAGCGGUACCGGCGCUACUACGAAACUGUCCAGCUGCCCCAACUGUCGCAAACCGAUGCCGCGCUGCACCAUAUGCCUGAUGAACAUGGGUACCACCAUAAGCGACGUGAAUUCCGUCAAGCCACUCGAUUUCGACAACUGGUUCACGUGGUGUCAGCACUGUCGCCACGGUGGACAUUCCAGGCACGUACUGAGGUGGUUCGAGGACCAUUUGGAAUGUCCGAUGACCGGAUGCACGUGCAGGUGCUUCUCCCUCGAUUACAUAGUCUCCAAAAAUUCAUGACACCAAUAAAGUUUCUUUGUUUUUUUUCUAAUUCCAUGAUCAAAUGAUUAAUAUUAAUCAAAGAACCGCUAAUGACCUCAUUGGAAAGCUUUUACGGACCGCCGCGUAUCGUAAAACUGCGUUACUACACGCCGAGCACAAAAUUUGAAUGAUUAGUUCCACGAUUAGUUUAAAGCAAAACUAUUUUCUAUGAAAUAUUCAUUAUUUUCGCAAUAGUUUUUUUUUACUUCUAAUGGCCACAACUGCAUAAGGUCAUUGGGCCAGCUUAUACAAUUUUUAACAUUAUUCAGAUAUCCUAAAGAAUGCCUUCUUUAGAGAAGGGUCUGGACCAAUCCAUCAUCCUCCAGGUUAUUUAACGUAUACAAAAACGGAAGCAACUUCUAAAUAAAUUGUCAUAAAAUGACGACCGAUUCUUCAAACGGCUCCCGCAAUUAUCUUAUACGGGAUAUCCGAUCCCAUCCGGCCUGAAUACAAGAAAUCCGGAAACCCUGUUAACAUACACCUCAUUGAAUUACACAUCACGAAUCCGUGUACAUCCGCGUAAGACGAACACUAUGGGCACUACGUCUCUAACACUUCGGAUAACAAAUAUACGUAAUAUUUUCUUUAAACGACACUAAUUUCGACCGAUUUCUACACAUUUUUGGAACCGGGCAGGAGCAACG
Cylas formicarius (sweet potato weevil) is the source of this 3388-nucleotide messenger RNA. RefSeq names its product GATOR complex protein MIOS-B (gene mio). NCBI's taxonomy places the organism in Eukaryota, Metazoa, Arthropoda, Insecta, Coleoptera, Brentidae. Gene Ontology annotation, cellular component: cytoplasm. The transcript has 13 exons. The coding region runs from base 192 to 2723 and encodes 843 amino acids. The record is from RefSeq and is a predicted model, not a curated record. Gene Ontology annotation, molecular function: protein binding. Gene Ontology annotation, biological process: positive regulation of TORC1 signaling; cellular response to amino acid starvation.